Dromaius novaehollandiae (emu) is the source of this 4552-nucleotide messenger RNA. It is a transcript of the gene PPME1, whose product is annotated as protein phosphatase methylesterase 1. Gene Ontology annotation, molecular function: protein methylesterase activity. Bases 16 to 1506 code for a protein of 496 amino acids. Lineage: Eukaryota; Metazoa; Chordata; Aves; Casuariiformes; Dromaiidae. The transcript is spliced from 15 exons. The record is from RefSeq and is a predicted model, not a curated record. Gene Ontology annotation, biological process: protein demethylation.
ACUACACCUCCCGCCAUGCACUGCGCUCCCCAGCCGGCCCUAUGGGGGCGCGGACUGCAUUUCCCAGAAGGCCGCGUUAGGGAGUUUCCGGUGUGGGCGGUGGCGGACUCCGUUUCCCGUGGUGCCGCGCGGCGGCGCGGGGGGAGGGGGCGCUUCCGGCGGGGCGGGGCGGAGGGGAGCGGAGCGGAGCGGGGGUUGGCGGCGGCCGCGGCGCUCGGCGGGGCCGGUUCGGGGGCUGCUGCUGUGUCCUUGUGCGCCGGCCGCCGCCAUGUCGGCCCUGGAGAAGCAGCUGCACCUGGGACGCCUCCCGCCGCGGCCCCCUUUGCCCGGCGGCGGCGGCCAGUCCGGCUCCAAGAUGCGCAUGGGGUUACAGAACUGCGUGGACCUUUGCUGUCUCUCAUUACAUCAGUUCUUGUGGUCCUAGAAGAUACGCAAUCCCCUGGAAGGAAGCGUGAUUUUUCCCCGGUGCUUUGGAACCAAUAUUUUGAAUCUAUGGAAGACGUCGUGGUAGAAAAUGAAACCGGCAAGGAUACUUUUCGAAUUUACAAAAGCGGAUCGGAGGGGCCUGUCUUGCUGCUGCUACAUGGUGGAGGCCAUUCUGCUCUUUCCUGGGCUGUGUUUACUUCUGCAAUCAUUAACCGGAUUCAGUGUAGGAUUGUGGCUUUAGAUCUCCGAGGCCAUGGAGAAACAAAAGUUAGGAAUCCUGAGGAUCUUUCUGCAGAAACUAUGUCAAAAGACGUUGGGAACGUGGUGGAAGCUCUGUACGGGGACCUCCCUCCCCCUAUCAUGCUGAUCGGGCACAGCAUGGGUGGUGCCAUUGCAGUGCACACGGCAGCAGCAAAUUUGGUGCCAAGUUUACUGGGUCUGUGCAUGAUAGAUGUAGUGGAAGGUACAGCCAUGGAUGCAUUGAACAGCAUGCAGAACUUCUUAAGGAGUCGUCCCAAAACAUUCAAGUCACUUGAGAACGCAAUUGAGUGGAGUGUAAAAAGUGGACAAAUAAGAAAUCUUGAAUCUGCAAGAGUUUCUAUGGUCGGUCAAGUCAAACAGUGUGAAGGGGCUGCCAGUCCUGAAUGUCCUAAAGCCAUAGUGGAGGGCAUUAUUGAAGAGGAAGAGGAGGAAGAUGAUGAUGAUGAAGGGGGAGGCUCUGUCAACAAAAGGAAGAAAGAAGAUGACACAGAGACAAAGAAGGAGCACCUAUACACGUGGCGAAUUGAACUGGCGAAAACAGAAAAGUACUGGGAUGGCUGGUUCAGGGGUUUAUCUAACCUCUUCCUAAGCUGUCCAACUCCAAAGCUGUUGCUUUUAGCUGGUGUUGACAGGCUGGAUAAAGAUCUAACAAUUGGACAGAUGCAAGGGAAGUUUCAGAUGCAAGUCCUCCCGCAGUGUGGCCAUGCGGUCCAUGAAGAUGCUCCAGACAAGGUGGCUGAAGCUGUUGCGACGUUCCUGAUCCGUCACAGGUUUACAGAGCCCAUCGGUGGAUUCCAGUGUGUGUUUCCUGCUUGUUAAUACCCUGGUGUUCUCGUUAAUACCCUGGUGUUCUUCAGCACUGAGUCCCAUUGUAAAUAAACUGCACCAGAGGCCACUGUGAUGUAUCCAUAUCCUUUCAUCUCUCCAGUUCAGCAGCAAUGAGAAGUUGGUGUGAGAUUCAUCCCCUAGAACUAGUUCUCCAGGAUGUGUAAAUGGUUAGGGACUUCCUUGCUGGGAAGCAGCUUACAUUGAAGACCAUGCAAAGCUCUCCAGACCUGUGGAAGCGGGCUCCUCUCUGCUGCCGCAAGGAAAGACCUCCUGAAAUCCCGAGUAGUCAAUCAUACCGAUCUCCAUGAAUUCUCAGGCUUUCUUGGACCCAACUGCAAAGGGGCUGUUGGCAGUCCAGAUCCACAGAGGGCAUUGCAGCAAAUCCAAAGGCUUCAGGAUUUGUCCACGGAAUCGUCUAAUCGUCUUUGAAAUGCCCCUUAGGUUUGUUUUUUAUAUACAUAUUCCUUUCCCCUCAAGCAGACGAGGAAUCGGCUUCAUUGGGAGCUCAGGGUUCAUCUCACCAAAGCCAGCCUUAGGGGUCAAGCUGUGGGACGAGCCUAGAUGCUACUUUCCUGUUCGAAUUUGGACAGGAGUGCGAAACAAAACGGUGGGAGGGGGGACCGUGAGCACCGUUUCAGAGUCUUGCAGCCUUCUCAACAUUCGUUUCAGGUACUCAGUGAGAAAUGUAGCCUCAGUAACUCAAUCUACUGCAGACACGUAGCGGGCAGGGGCUCUGGCCUGCAGUCACAGGGAAGACCCGAGAGCAGCGGUAACGGUGUGAGCAGCAGGCUGUUUGCCUGCUUGGCCCUUCUCUGCCUCUGGAAUGGGUUUAUACUUCCCUUCUUGUUGCUGCUACAUUCAGCUGAGCGGAGACCAGCACCUCUUGGAUGGAAAGAUGCAAAAAUGUGCAGCAGAUAAAAUAUUGGAAGAGCUCGGAGUCGGUGCCGUUAACGUUGGCACAGGGGUGUAGGCAGCUGCUUGCUCCCCCCAGUAUUGAAGGAAAGACCUUGUUUUCACUGACGCUUCCUUGACUUUUCACUGACACUUCUAGAUGUUUCACUGACUGCCUUCCAUGUCGCCAUGUAAAAGCAGUAGUUACACAGAGAGCUUUUCUUCAGGGUUAAUUGUCCUUAGGCGGUUCGUCAGGUUGCUUUCACUUCUCCUAAAAAUCACUUGAGCGUAAGAGCAGACACGUUUUGGAGCUGUUUUCCUCAGUAUGUUGCUGAUGGUCUUCUGAAAUCUCUCUCUUUUUUUAAUUAUUAUUUUUUUCUGCCUUGCAUUCAUAACCCUCUCGUGCUGUAUGAUGAAAGCAGCGUUUUUAACGCUGGUUUGCUGAAGCAUAGGUCUGUUCCUGGCCUGAUCCCGGGAGAUGCAGUGGGUGGCUGUAAAUAUGUCCUGUGCCAAGAGCCAUAAUGAAUUCUUUGCAUUUGUGAGGUGCAGGUGGGGGAAGAGGGAGCGCUGCGAAGAGCUGGUCAAGGCCAGCUGAACGCCGGGAUUUAUCCCAACAGAGAGCCGCUGUUCUCUUCGGAUUCGUUCGCACGUGAGCCCGGGACGGAGCAAGCCGUGGCCUUACUCCGUGUCCCUUCCCUGACACAUCGGGGCAGGAAAUGCCUGAAUUGGAAACGAGAAAGCCUAAUUCACGAGCUCCGCUUUUCCCUGGCACUUAGGCCGUUGGCACUCGGGGGUUGAAAGAGCAAUUUCUGGCUCCUGGCGUUUUUCUCCGUAAGUCACCACGUUAAUUAUUGUAUUAGUCUACCGUGACCUCGGUAACGUCCAUCCUGGUUCUAGCCGCGAAUUCAUUAAAUGGUCCAAAGCCGCUGAGUUCGGAGCUUUAAUUUUGGAGAAAUACAACUUUGUCCAGACGCGUCCUGAAGGUUGGCGAGACUCUCGGUCCUUUCCAGACCUGUGGCUAAAUCAUUAGAAACUAAGAGCGUAGCGCGGCCCCGGGGUCUCAUUUCGUGGGGUGCUUAGGCAUGCGCCUGCCGUCAGACUCGUGAACGAUCCCGGUGAAGUCGCAUUCCUCCAUGCGCUCGAGUAACCCGGAGGAUCUGGCUUCGAGUGGCUCGAUGAGGUAACUCCUUGCCUUUUUGCUUGCUUUUAACUCUUUCGGAGAUCUUUUUGCAAAGGCUCCGUGGAAAGCGAAAGCGAGCCGCUGUUUUGUGCUCUGUGGAGGGGCCGCUUGGGAGCUGAGCGGCUGUUUCCGAGUGCCGUGGGCUCCCCAAAAUUGCAUUUUGCUGUUCGCAUUGGAGAAAUGAGUGAAAGAAUUAGGAUUUCACUCCUGCUGCAAUUUCUCCUCCCUUUCCAGGGAGGAAGGAGCUGCAGGCAGAGAUGAGUUGCACUUGGGUGAAGGAUAGCGCAGGCCAACGGCAGGAGUAACCGCAGAGACAAAUACUCUUUUUUUGACUCAUUUGAAAUUGGGAAAUCCAGAAAAUCCCCCUUCAAGUCCCAGCUUUUCACCGCGUUUUUUCCACAGCCUUCAGCUUUUUACUGUUUCUAGGUAAAAGCAGCUACGUGGGAAGAGGGUGUCUGAGUUCAAAGGAUGCCGGUUUUACACCAGAGCUCUUGGUUACUUAGAAAUCCCGCUUGCCUUCGUUCCAGUCCUUGGAUCGAGGAUCAGCGGAAACUUGCACAAUGGAAAAUCCCGCGGCUUGGCAGGAGCUGCAGUUUGGGAGGUUGGUUUGUUGGGGGGGAGCGACGCGGCCGUGGGCCGUUUUUGCCUUUGGGCUUGGCUGACCCCCAAAAAGCCCGUUCCAGCCCCGCUUUCCGGGGCUCCGCGCUGGUGACGACGAAGUCGCCCCGUCUGACGGCAGGUUGACGCCGAAACCGAGCUCGGGGAGCGCUCGGAGCCGUCGUGUCCGAGAGACGUGGGCUGGCAACAGCCUCCGGCGUGGACGCUCUCCCUCCUUUCUGCUGGUGUUUUCCGAAGGCAAACGCGUGUGUCCGUCUGUCCAUCCCCCCGCCGGAGCCUCAGCCCCUUCGCAUGUCGCCCGCCGUCCCUCCCUCUUGCCUCCCACCAAUAAAGCAUUUGUGCAAAGCC